Messenger RNA from Mizuhopecten yessoensis (Yesso scallop), 2910 nucleotides. RefSeq lists its product as uncharacterized. The transcript has 3 exons. Bases 371 to 1090 code for a protein of 239 amino acids. The record is from RefSeq and is a predicted model, not a curated record. NCBI's taxonomy places the organism in Eukaryota, Metazoa, Mollusca, Bivalvia, Pectinida, Pectinidae.
CUCCAUCAACUGAACUAACUUUCUUUGCUUACAUUGUAGUGAUGUUGUAACAACAACAACAACAACAACAACAACAACAACAACAACAACAACAACAACAGCUAAGGAUACCAGUUCCGGAUCUACAGUUUUAGCCCUUGGGCUCGUAGCUGGAUUGGCAGUCAUUGCGCUGGUCAUCACCCUUGUCGUUGUGUUUUUUGUCUAUCGUCGACAUCGUAAGAGAAGCACCCCGGCUAACAAUGACUACACGGAUAUAAAUGUGAGAGAAGUGGACAACACUGCCUAUGAAUCAUCUGUUGGAAUCCCGAACCAGUAUGAACGUUUAGAAAACGAGCGUUCAAAUGGAAAGAAUCCUAAAUCGGGAUUGUACAUGGACCUGGACGACACAACAAAUGCACAAUCAAACCAAUCACCCAAACAAAAUGACACGACCGAUAGUAUCUACAACAGCAUAGACGAGUAUGAACCGAAUGGGGAUCAGGGUUAUGCUCAAACUUGCGACCUUCCACACCGUUCACAAGACGUGGCCUGUCCUGUAGAUAUCCCUGUUACGUCAGCUGACUAUCUUGUCCCAGAAAAACAACAAGAAGAAAAUUCUUCUCAGUGGUUGACUGAGAAUUUGAACCCGACAGAAAACUAUUUCGUCCUUGAGAAGGACGAAGACCGAGUCCCAUCAGACCUGACGGACAAUGAUACCGACACAGGAGUCGUUAACGUAAACAAAGCAGAUACUUAUUUUAUGUUAGAAGAACAGACGAACAAACAAAACAACGAAAAUGUACCAACCGACAAUCAUUUCUUGCUCGAAAAAGAAAACGAAAUCAACACAAAAGAAGGAACUCCCAAUGAUGAUACGUACAACAUAUUAAACAGCGAUAUAAAUAAUGAAAAAGAUGAAAUCACCGAAGAAGACUACUCUCACGCUAGAGGUGCUGGUAUUUCACAAGACAGAAGAACAAGGGAGACAACUGUGGAAGAAAACUGUGAAGACUAUGAUCAGUUAUUCCAAAAACCUAACAACAACGUUGUGUAUGAUGCUGAUAACGAUUACGACCACAUGAACAAUGACGAUCCUUUGACCUCCCUUUGAUUAAAUCAAGCGCGGUUUGUCGUUCCUCUUAUCUUCUAUUCAACGUUGCUACCCUACAGAAAAUAAUAUGAUAAUGUCUUAAUACAUUCGUUACAGAUGACACUGGCCCAUUGGAGUUAUCUCCCAUUUGAACAUUGAUGUAUUAAUAGCACGUCGACAAAGCUCUUUCCUCCUAAUGCUAGAAAAAGUGUUUGUUAUUUUAGUCUUGACGUAUGCAUUGUUUAAACUUCCUGGAGCAUGGGAAGCAUGAGACAACUAGAUGUAUAUCCUUGUGUAUCAGAACUUAAUAUGUACAUUUGUAGACAGAAUGUUUCAAACUAUAUCACUCCUACUUUACUACAGAAUGUAUGAAACCUUAUUCUAAUGCGUAAUAUAUGUAAUAGUGCUUAGUGUUAACCUAUUGAUAUGUUGUUAUAAACCACAGUAAGGUUUAAUAAUAUUAACAUUUUACCAAAUUAUUUCAUUAACAACUGUAUAGUCCAGAUACUAUCAUAUUAAUGUUAUCCAAUAGUAAUAAAUGUAUACUGGUCUUCCUAUAUUACCCUUUCCCAAAUUUCUUCUUUUAACGAACAUCGAAAUAGUUUCUUUACCAUGUCAUUUUGCAGUAUUUUUGCAUAAAAAUAUAAAUUUAUCUUGUUCCUUUACAUCUAUAUUUCAAAGACUGAUUUUUUGGGGGUUUUUUCGUUCAUAUGAAGUAUGUCCAAUAUCAACGGCGCUUUAUCUUAUUGUAAAAAAUAAAUAUCUUACAUUUUCACAAUUACAAAUACGGUAAUAGUCAGUCGAUCAUUCAUAAUUCAUAAAGGUGUAUUUUACUACACUUUACUAGAUUCUUCUUAUUUGUAGGAAUGGGGAUGACAUGUACAUUCUUACCAUUUUGUAAAUACCUUUUUAUCUAUUGUGUUUAUGUUAACCUCUCAAUUAAGAUAUAUACUAUAUACAUUUUUAAUAAUACUCAAUCGUAUCUGUACUACAAACUGUUUAAUUUACACUAACCCAAUAUGUCAACCACUUCGAACAAAAGGUUAUUUCAUGUAAAGAGAUAAUUCCGUUACAAUAGCACAUUGAAUUAAUUAACACUUUGUUUCAUGUAUAAGAAUACUUAAGGAUGUGAUAACCUACUGUAAAUUGAUGAUAGUAUCUCUGCUCAAAAAUGAUCGAUACAUGUUUUAAUAGCCAAUAGUAGGCAUCUAUAUAGAUAAUGUUAAUAUUUAAAAUAUGCUCAGAAAUUACCGCUACAAAUGUGUCAUAUAAACUCUACAAGUAGGUUGAAGCUGGAAUAUUCCUACUGACGAUAUUAAAAUUUAAUUCAACUUAAUAAUAAGGAACAAUUGUCAGGAAACUGAUGAAGUUGAAUAUUAUAUUUCUACGUUUAAAGAAGAAAAUAAUCUCUUGUUUUCUACUGUUACUUAAACUUUGUUUUGUUAUUUCCCCACUUUACAAACCAAUCAACUGAGAGUUUGGUUGAUUGUAAAUAUAAUAUAAAAUAUAAAUACGAUAUCACAAUAGUAUUGACCUAUUCAUUUACUGACGUCACAGUACACCAUUCUUUUUGUAACAUUUGUAUGGGAGAUUUACUUUAUAUAUCUGUACAUGCGAUCCACAUUGAAACCUUAACAAGAAUUAUUUAAUAAAAAUAAUAUAUUUAGUUUUCUUAAUGAAUACAUAUAACAAACAUAUUCACCACACAAGUAACAUAUUACGUUUUUCAAAAAAUGUAAUAAAUAUAAUUAUAUCCCCCGUGGUGUCAGAGUGUAUGCGUCGCUGAAGAUGAAGUCUUAUUGUUGUCGCAAAAAGGAUAAUUAUUAAUAAACGAUUAUCAA